GUGCGCUCGUUGUGUGUGCGCGCCCACGCGCUCUCCGGAGCAUCCUCGCCCCUCGGAGGCCAGGCCGGGCCCCCGAGCCCACCCGAGCCUCGCACUCCCUGCUCUCUCGCCAGCCUGCCCUUCCUCCCUCUCUUCCUUCGUCUUUCCCGCCUGACCACCAUGAUGCAGAUCUGCGACACCCACAACCAGAAGCACUCCCUCUUCAACGCCAUGAACCGCUUCAUCGGGGCGGUGAAUAACAUGGACCAGACCGUGAUGGUGCCCAGCCUCCUGCGGGAUGUGCCCUUGCUGGAGCAGGAGCUGGACGCAGGGGUCGACGUGGUGGUCGGAGGCAGCGGCGGCUGCCUGGAGAGAGACCCCCCGCUGGGCGGGGGCCCCCCCAGCCCCGGCAGUGCCUCCGGAAGCUUCUUCUCGCCCAGCCGGGACAUGUACAGCCACUACAUGCUGCUCAAGUCCAUCCGGAACGACAUCGAGUGGGGCGUCCUGCACCAGACGCCCCAGCAGGGCGACGAGACCCCCACCGGCACCUGGAAGCCCAAGGACCUUCUUAUGGACUUGAGCCUCCUGGAGAACGGAGAAGGUGGGGAGGAGGACCUGGAGAAGCAGUUUCACUAUCACCUCCGGGGACUGCACAUGGUGCUUUCCAAACUCACCCGCAAAGCCAACAUCCUCACUAACAGAUACAAGCAGGAGAUCGGCUUCGGCAACUGGGGCCACUGAGGCCGAGGGGGCGGCGGGUGGGGGCAGGCGGCUCCCUAACGCGUGCUUCUCUUCCCUCUCCUUCCCCUCCCCUCCUCUUUUCCUCUUUUCUCUCCUAAAUAUGAUUUCUUCCUGCGCGGUGGGGCGUGUAUAAAUGAAGGGGAAGGCUGCCAGGGAAGGGGGGAACGAGCAAGUGACUCGGGGCGGGAAGGA
This is a messenger RNA of Sarcophilus harrisii (Tasmanian devil), 912 nucleotides long. RefSeq names its product MID1 interacting protein 1 (gene MID1IP1). Lineage: Eukaryota; Metazoa; Chordata; Mammalia; Dasyuromorphia; Dasyuridae. The transcript has a single exon. The coding region runs from base 160 to 720 and encodes 186 amino acids. Gene Ontology annotation, cellular component: cytosol. The record is from RefSeq and is a predicted model, not a curated record. Gene Ontology annotation, biological process: regulation of lipid biosynthetic process.